UCUCUUUUUAAUCCUCUGAUUUGCAUGAACAUCGGUGACAGAGGUUUGGUUCUGUGUUGACUCCUGACCACCUUUUUAUGAGGUCUUCUAGAUUCACCACAGCUGCUGACCUUCAGCAUCACUAGUACCAGGAGCUGAAAACUCUGUUAUAGGAGGAGGUGCCAAGUGCAGAUGUUUCCUAGUAACAUUUUAAUAAUAAAUGUGGAAAAAAAUCCAGAAUGAUCAAAAAUAUAAACACACUACAUUUAGUUAAUGUUACUUUAAUUACACCGUGUGCUUUUAGCAGCAUUUGUUGUUAUUCUGUUUCUUUAGUCAAGUAUGCAAACAUUGGCAUGAUAUUACAUCUAUGCUGUCUCGCGCCAGCUGAGAUACUGAGUUUUGUUUAUGUUAGAUUUUUUUUAUCUUUUGAAGACUUUGCUUUUCUCCUCUUUUACUGUUAUUGUUUCUUUUUUUCUUUUCUUUUUUAGGACGGUUGCUGCAGAGGUCAGAAAACAAGUUUCCAGAGAGUAUGGUUCUCCUCAGUUGUCCAAGAAACGGGGAGGCACACACCACCCCUUGCCCCUGACAGAGGUGGUUGAGCCUGUGGACUUUGAGGAAUAUGUGAGCAGUCAUGCUCCUGGGGUGGAGUCAGGCCCCCUCAGGCAGCUAAUGGAGUUCCCCCAGGAUGACCUGGAGCUCCUCCAGCCGGCCAAAGAUUGCAAUACACUGGAGCCUCCACUUCCUGAAGAGGAGGACUCACUGGAUCCCAGAGUGAGAGAUGCCUUGGCAGUCUACACAGAUGACUGGCUCAUCAUUCAAAGGAAGUACCAGCGCUACAGCACCACACACACACCCCACAACUCUGAACGCCAGAGGGAGAGACAACAAGGCCUGGUCAAACAGACCUUUGAACUGGACGUGGCUGCUGCCGAGCGCCAAGAAGAACAGGAUGACGCAAAGCGGCAGUCGAUUAGCAUCGACGAGACCCCUCGAGGCAGCUGGGCCUCCAGCAUCUUUGACCUCAAGAACUCCUCCCCAGACGCCCUCCUGCUGUCCGUGCUGGAACGCACAGCUGCAGAGGACAUGGACCGCCGCAAUACAGAGGCCCGCCUGCAUGGACGCCACAGCGACCUGCUGGGCCUCUAUCCUCCCCCAGAUGAGGAUGAAGCUGUAGAAAGGUGCUCUGCUCCAGAAGUGCCCAAGGAACACAGUGGCCAGAGGAUCCUGGUCAAGUGUCUGUUUCUGAAGUUUGAAAUAGAAAUUGAGCCAAUAUUUGGAACACUCGCUCUUUAUGAUGUCAAGGAAAAGAAAAAGAUCUCUGAAAAUUUCUACUUUGACUUGAACUCUGAUCAGAUGAAAGGGCUACUUAAACCUCACACGCCCCACGUAGCCAUAUCCACGCUGGCCCGUUCUGCCAUUUUCUCCAUCACAUACCCUUCUGCCGACAUCUUCUUGGUCAUUAAGCUUGAGAAAGUCCUUCAGCAAGGUGACAUUGGAGAGUGCUGUGAACCCUACAUGGUUAUGAAAGAAUCGGAUUCCUCUAAGCACAAAGAGAAGCUGGAGAAGCUGCGUCUUCAGGCGGAGCAGUCCUGCAGUCGUCUUGGCUGUUUCCGGAUGCCUUUUGCCUGGACAGCAAUUCACCUUCUCAACAUUGUCAGCAGUAUGGGAGGUCUAGACCGGUCAGAUCCAGACUCCGACUCUGAGAAAAAAGGUCUUGGAACCUGGAAUGAGAGGAAAAAGAAAGGGUUUGAGCGGAUGAGUGUUGGUGACGACAUGUGUAACUUCGCCACUUUUCGUCCCGCAACGCUGACUGUCACCAAUUUCUUCAAGCAGGAGGGAGACAGACUGAGUGAUGAGGACCUUUACAAGUUUCUGGCAGAAAUGCGCCGACCAUCUUCGGUUUUGCGGAGGCUUAGACCUGUCACAGCCCAGUUGAAGAUUGACAUCUCUCCAGCUCCGGACUCGCCCCAUUAUUGUCUAUCACCGGAGCUUCUACACGUGAAGCCUUAUCCAGACCUGCGUGUCCGUCCAACCAAAGAAGUUUUAGAGUUCCCUGCUCGCUAUGUUUACACACCACACACCAGCUACAGGAACCUGCUGUACGUUUACCCAGAAAGUCUGAACUUUAGCAGUCGCCAGGGUUCAGUGAGGAAUAUUGCUGUGAAGGUUCAGUUCAUGGCAGGAGAGGACCCGAGUCAAGCUUUGCCGGUCAUAUUUGGAAAGUCAAGUUGUGCCGAGUUCAUCAAGGAGGCGUACACUCCCGUCAUCUACCACAACAAGUCCCCAGAGUUCUACGAGGAGAUGAAAAUGAAGAUUCCUGCCAAUCUGACAGACAACCACCAUCUGCUGUUCACCUUCUACCACAUCAGCUGCCAGCCCAAACAGAACACUCCCCUGGAGACCCCUGUGGGCUACACCUGGAUUCCUCUGAUGCAGCAUGGCAGACUGCGCACCGGCUCCUUCAGUCUGCCGGUCUCUAUUGAAAAGCCUCCACCUAGUUACUCCGUCCUCACCCCUGAUGUUCAGCUCCCAGGAAUGAAGUGGGUGGAUAAUCACAAAGGAGUGUUCAAUGUAAAGGUGACGGCCGUCUCCUCAGUUCACACACAGGACCCACAUUUGGAUAAGUUCUUCACUCUAGUGUACGUUCUGGAAGAGUACUCCUUCCCCUUCCGCCUGAAGGACGUCAUUAUAAGCGAGGCCAACAUGGAGGGGGAGCUGAAGGCCAGCAUGGCUGCACUGAAAGGGGCUCUGCUUGAUACCUGUAUCAGCUUCCUGCACCAGCUGCUCACCAAACUCAUACAGCUCAUAGUCUACCCACCAGUCAUUGCAGGCCAGAUCGUGAACCUGGGCCGUGCUGCCUUCGAAGCUAUGGCUUUGUUGGUCAAUCAGAUGCAUAAGAACCUGGAGGGGAACCAGGACCAGCAUGGUCGCAACAUCCUGCUCUCUUCCUACAUUCACUACUGCUUCCGCCUGCCCACUGCUGAGCCCACAGUGCCCCCAGCAGCAGGUAGUCAGUCUUAUGAGAUGCCCAUGCAGUACGCUACCUUAUCGAGGGCAACGGCCCGUCCCAGUAGCUUGAAUCUGACUCGUUCCAAGAGCAUCAGCAACUCCAAUCCUGACUUGGCCACUUCACCAGUUUCCCCUGACGAAGAGGUGCAGAGGAUCAUAGGGAGCAAGGGCAUUGACCGUUCCCACUCCUGGGUAAACUCUGCUUAUGCCCCUGGGGGCUCCCGAUCUGUGCUACGCCGGAACCCCAACUCCAGCUGUGAGCUCAAGCAGGCAAACGACCGCAGCUGUAAUCGCAUGUCUGCCUUUCUGGACAGCGUGGCCUUGUUUUCAGUUCCCACAAGGCAGAUUACAAAGAAGCUGCUCCACGAGGAGCUGGCUUUACAGUGGGUGGUCAGCACCAGCACAGUGAGGGAAGCAGCUCUGCAGCAGGCCUGGUUUUUCUUCCAGCUUAUGACUAAGAGCAUGGCCCAUCACUUGUUCCUGACCUCCAAACUGGAAAUCCCCCGGCGUCAGCGCUUCCCAGACCGUUUCGUGGACGACAUCGCUGCACUUGUGUGUGCAAUCAGUGCCGAUAUUGCCAGCCGAUACCACAAGGAUGUGGAGCUUGUGGAGAGGUUAAACAGCAGUCUGGCGUUCUUCCUGAGUGACCUACUGUCUCUCAUGGACCGGGGCUUUGUGUUCAAUCUCAUCCGCUCCUACUACAAACAGAUUUCUAACAAGCUCCACACAGCGCAGAACCCCAGCUCUUUAAACGCACUGAAGAUGGACUUUAUGCGUAUUGUCUGCAGCCAUGAGCACUAUGUUACCCUUAACCUGCCGUGCUCGACUCUCAGCCCUCCAGCCUCCCCCUCUCCCUCCACCUCCUCCACCACUUCACAGAAUUCAGCCUUUUCCAGUAUGGCGCAAGACCAGGGUGUGGCCACCAUGUUUGAGCUCUCCGUCCCUUUUCGCCAUCAGCACUUUUUGUCUGGCCUGCUGCUUGCUGAGCUGUCUCUCAUCCUCGAUCCUGAUGGAGAAGGGGUUUUUUUCCUCCAUAAAAAGGCUAUAAGUGCUGUUCACUCCCUGCUGUGCAGCCAUGAUGCAGACCCACGCUACAGGGAUUCCCAAGUCAGAGCCCACAUUGCUCAGCUGUACCUGCCCCUCAUUCCAAUCGUAAUGGAGACACUGAAUCAGCUCCAUGACUUCUCUGACUCUCGCGUCCGUCAUGUCUCAGCCCACACCGAUGACGCUGACCUAGACAGCAGCAACAUUAUCAGUCAGUCUGUUGCUAUGGCAAUUGCUGGCUCCCCUCUGCCGCAUGCCAAAGCCAACUCGUUUGCGCUGCCCACAGUGGCUGGGCGACCAUCCAGCUCUUUGUCUGCUGAGUGCAGCAGGACUCUUCUGGUCUGCUUCCUGUGGGUGCUGAAGAAUGCAGAUGCAGCUCUCCUGGAGCGCUGGGUGUCUGAUUUGUCUGUGCUGCAAAUCAACCGUCUGCUGGAUUUGCUGCACCUCUGUGUCUCCUGUUUUGAAUACAAGGGGAAGAAAGCUCUGGAGAGGAUUAACAGCCUGACAUUCAAGAAGUCCCAGGACAUGAAAGCUCGAUUGGAGGAGGCCAUACUGGGAACUAUUGGAGCUCGUCAGGAGAUGGUCCGUCGCUGCAGAGAGAGAAGUCCCUACGGCAGCCAAGAGAAUGUCAGGUGGAGAAAGAACAUCACUCACUGGAGGCCAAAUACAGACAGAGUUGAUAAGACUAAAAGUGAGAUGGAGCAGGAGUCUGUGGUGGAUGGAAACUUGUCCACGGAGGCCUCUCUGAUAGUACUGGACACACUGGAGAUUAUAGUUAAGACUGUGGUGGCUUCAGAGCUGAAGGAGAGUGUUUUAGGAGGCGUGCUAAGAGUGCUUCUCCACAGCAUGGCUGGUAAUCAGAGUGCCCUCUUCCUGCAGCACUGCUUCACUACACAGAGAGCUCUUGUUUUCAAGUUCCCAGAGAUGCUGUUUGAAGAGGACACUGAGCUUUGCGCAGACUUGUGCCUCCGUCUCCUUCGCCACUGUAGUAGUAGUGUGGGCUCUGUCAGAAGUCAGGCCUCUGCCUCUCUUUACCUGCUCAUGAGACAGAACUUUGAGAUUGGAAAUAAUUUUGCACGAGUAAAGAUGCAGGUCACCAUGUCUUUGUCCUCGCUGGUGGGAACCUCGCAGAAUUUCAAUGAAGAGCACCUUCGGCGUUCACUGAAGACAAUCCUGACCUAUGCUGAAGAGGACCUGGAACUACGUGACACACCUUUCCCAGAGCAGGUCCAGGAUCUGGUGUUCAACUUGCACAUGAUUCUUACUGACACUGUGAAGAUGAAAGAACACCAGCAGGAUCCAGAGAUGCUCAUUGACCUAAUGUACAGGAUAGCCAAGGGCUACCAGAACUCCCCAGACCUGCGUCUAACAUGGCUGCAGAAUAUGGCAGGAAAGCAUUCUGAGAGGGGAAACCAUGCUGAGGCCGCCCACUGUCUGGUCCACAGUGCUGCCCUGGUGGCAGAAUACCUCAACAUGCUGGAGGAUUGCCGCUACCUUCCGAUUGGGUGUGUUACAUUUCAGAAUAUUUCAACCAACGUAUUGGAGGAAUCUGCUGUAUCGGAUGACGUCCUUUCUCCAGAGGAGGAGGGGAUUUGUGCUGGAAAAUACUUCAGCGAGUCUGGCCUGGUGGGCCUCCUGGAACAGGCAGCUGCCUCUUUUAACAUGGCAGCCAUGUACGAGGCCAUAAAUGAAGUGUACAAGAUCCUGCUGCCAAUCCAUGAAGCCAAUAAAGACUUUAAAAAGCUGGCCACCGUUCAUGGGAAGCUGCAGGAUGCCUUCAACAAAGUCUACAACCAAAGUUCAGGAUGGGAGAGAAUGUUUGGGACCUACUUCCGGGUGGGUUUCUACGGCUGCCGGUUUGGAGACCUCGAUGAGCAAGAGUUUGUCUAUAAGGAGCCUUCAAUCACCAAGUUAUCUGAAAUCUCCCACAGACUUGAGGAGUUCUACUCUGAGAGAUUUGGGGAUGAGGUGGUUGAAAUUAUCAAGGACUCUAACCCAGUGGAGAAAAGCAAACUGGAUCCUAACAAGGCUUACCUCCAGAUCACCUACGUUGAGCCAUUUUUCGACACAUACGAGCUAAAAGAAAGAAUAACUUAUUUUGACAAGAACUACAACCUGCGCACCUUCAUGUACUGCACUCCCUUCACACUCGAUGGCCGAGCGCACGGCGACCUGCAUGAGCAGUACAAACGCAAAACCAUCCUGACGACGUCUCACGCUUUUCCUUAUAUCAAGACACGUAUCAAUGUGAUAAACAGGGAGGAGAUCAUUCUUGUCCCCAUUGAGGUGGCCAUUGAGGACAUGCAGAAGAAGACCCAGGAGCUCGCCUUUGCCACAAACCAAGACCCUGCAGACUCCAAGAUGCUGCAGAUGGUGCUGCAGGGCUGUGUAGGCACCACAGUCAAUCAGGGCCCCCUUGAGGUGGCGCAGGUCUUUCUUUCUGACAUUCCUGAUGACCCAAAGCUGUUUCGCCAUCAUAACAAGCUGCGCCUCUGCUUUAAAGACUUCACUAAGAGGUGUGAGGAUGCCCUGAGGAAGAAUAAGGCUCUGAUUGGACCAGAUCAGAAGGAGUACCACAGAGAGCUGGAGAGGAACUACAACAAGCUGAAAGAAGCUCUGGGUCCUCUGAUUAACCGCAAGAUCCCCCAGCUAUACAGAACUCUGCCAGCUCAGACUACACAAACACAACGCAGGACCAGUUUCCGCAGAGCUGACUACUGAGGCGCUGAGCUGGAUAACAACCCAACCACAAGCUUCAGAACUUAGCACCACCUUAUCCCAUCUGUUCCCCCUCCCCCACCGCCUCGAGAACCAACUGUCACACGUACCUUCCUCUCUUCCUCAUCUAGCUCUUUCCUUUUACCCACCCACCCCCCAAAGGCCACCCAGUCCUGCCAUAAUCCUCCACCCCACACAUUUGUCACCUCUCCAGUUGAACCUUCUUCCCCCAUCCGCACCACUCUCACACCUCUGCAGGAGAACACCUCGGUUGUUUCUCCUGGAAGGUUAUCUGCACAUCAACACUCUCCAAAGAAUUCUUUUCCCUGAAAUCCCAGCCUGAACUGGUUUCAAUUUGAGGUUUAGAGCUGCCAAACACAUUUUGUAUCCAGAUCGCGUUGGUGGGGUGUUCAUGUUCAUGUUUUCUUUUUCUUGCAGUGUUUGCUUUUAAAGAGGCUGCAGGUUGUCUGUUUUGUGUUAGGGCCUUAUUUAAUUUGUAUAUUUUCUAAAAAUAUGCCUGGUAAUAGACACUGCCAGGUUAAUAAAUAGUCCCAGGGAGUUUUGUUUUAUCAGCAGACCAAAUUACUGACAUUCCUUCUUUAGCUGGAACAUUUAUCUAUCUGUCAUUUGUUAUACUGCAUAAGCUAGUGUAGUUUGUUAUCCUUUUUUACUUAUUUCUCCGCUAAAGCUCAGACCUCAGUCUGUCCAGUCUGAGUGUAGGAAGUUUAAACGUGUUUUUCUUUUUUUAAACUGUGAAGUUCUGUUCUAAUGCACUGUAGUCACAUCAGAAGCACUGCCGCCAGCCAGGCCUUCACCCACACAAAAAUGUUCAAACUGUGACAUUUAUUAUCGCCCUGCAGUACAGUCUGAUAACUGGAUUCAUCUGCCGGCGUGGUUCAAGGCAGACGGUAUUUGAACUGCUGUCUAAGAGCACUCUAAAUGUUUUGUCCCUGUCCACCGCCCUGAUUGUGGAGGAUUUAUAUUCAGUGUAACCAUUCCCAACUACUGUAUGUACUAUAUUGCACUAUUGUAAACAAACUGCCAUAAAUUAACUAAAAAAUGCUGUAACUGUCCUUUUUGUUAUUUUAUGAGGCAGCAAUAGUUUUUUACCAAUUAGAUUUUUUUAUUUAUUUACACUUGUCUUUUUUAUUCUCUCUAUUAAACCUCUUUCUACA
This is a messenger RNA of Betta splendens (Siamese fighting fish), 7925 nucleotides long. Its product is annotated as dedicator of cytokinesis protein 7-like. The transcript has 49 exons. Gene Ontology annotation, cellular component: cytosol. Gene Ontology annotation, molecular function: guanyl-nucleotide exchange factor activity. The record is from RefSeq and is a predicted model, not a curated record. Gene Ontology annotation, biological process: positive regulation of GTPase activity; small GTPase-mediated signal transduction. The coding region runs from base 385 to 6753 and encodes 2122 amino acids. NCBI's taxonomy places the organism in Eukaryota, Metazoa, Chordata, Actinopteri, Anabantiformes, Osphronemidae.